Molecule: messenger RNA, 825 nt
Organism: Pseudophryne corroboree (corroboree frog)
Lineage: Eukaryota; Metazoa; Chordata; Amphibia; Anura; Myobatrachidae
Product: paraneoplastic antigen Ma2 homolog
Exons: 1
Coding region: 1-825 (274 amino acids)
Source: RefSeq, a predicted model, not a curated record
AUGGAGAUCAGUGGAGAAGAUAUUUAUAGCUGGUGUAGAAGUAAGGGGGUGGAUGUACAGAAAAGUGUGAGUAUUAUGGGAAAUUUGGUUGAUGUUACGGAGGAAGAUAUCAGUGAAAUAAAAAAGAUGUAUGGAGUGAAACAAGCACAUAUUAUAGAUAAGUGGAAAGAUAUUAGUGAUGAGCCAUGUGCCAUUUUAAUAAGUAAUGAUAAUCAAUUAUAUGCGUCGCUAAUCCCAGCUAAUAUUUUAAUAGAAAGGAUACCUGGUAGGAGAUUGCAAGUAAGGUGGCCAGUGGAUACGUAUGCAGAUGGAGGAGAGCAAGCUAUAAUGAAAGAAGAAAGUAAAGUUGAGAGUACUAGCGCAGGGUGUUACCAUAAUACUAGUAAUACAUCCGAAGAAACAUCAAUGGGUGAAGAAAAAAUAAAUCCCCAAGUGGAGAAUGUAAUGGAUAAAGUGGUUAGCCACUUUGAAAGAUGGCAUUAUGAAGGAGGAUAUAGAAGACUGAGGAUAUUUUCAGGGGUAAUUCCCAUUCCAACUGGAGAAGAGAGCUAUGAGGUAUGGCGAGAGGCGGCAGUACAACAUUCCGAGGAGUGGAGGUGUCCGGAGCAUAUUAAAAAACAGAGAAUUGUGGAAAGCUUAAGGGGACCAGCGAUGGGAAUCAUUCAUGCUACUAGGAGAAGUAAUUCCAAUGCUACUUUAAAAAAUUAUUUUGAGGCUCUGGACUACUCUUUUGGUACAUUAGAAGAUGUGGGAGAUCUGCUGUCGCGGUUAAAUCAGACUUACCAAGAACCUACAGAAACCCUCACCAGUUAUAUAUAUCGUUAA